CGGCGAGGCAUCCAGUGAGAGCCGAGCGGUGCGGUACGGCGGAACGGCUGGCGCGAGACGAGCGAAGUGCGUGAGUGCGUGCGAGCGCGGCGUUAGUGCGUGUGUGUGUGAGUGAGUGUGUGUGUGCGUGUCACACACCGCUGUGUCCCACCAAGUGCUCCAUACGGAUACACCAUGGCGUUCGAAGAGGAGAGCGAUUUUAACAUGAGCGAUUCGAUGCAUGGCGACGACAGGCAGGACCAGAAGAACACCAACGGCCACCCUGCCCACUCCAGCUCCACCGAGUCCCCGGCGCCCCGCGGUGCCCCCGCAGGUCGGCACAACGGCAUGGCCCCUCCCCCGCACGGCCCGCACCACCGAAGGGACCGGAGGGAUGCCGGGCGUCGCCAGGACGAGGACGCCGCGCUGGAGGAUGGCGACGAGGACUACGACCACCGCGGCUGGAGUCGCUCCUCCUCCAAAAUCAUCGUGGGCAACGUUCCCAACAGUGUCCACCCCCCGGACCUGGAAGGACUGCUCAGUCAGUUCGGCACCAUCCAGAGCAUCGAGAAGAUCAACACCAGGGAUGGCGCAACCCAGACCGUGGCCGUGAUCUUCGAGGCCCCAGAGUUCGCCCAACAGGCAUGCCAGGAACUGAAUGGCUACGAAUAUGAAGGCAGUUUCUUAAAAGUUGAGAUGGCCUCAGAACGCCGUAACAGGAACAGGGCUGCUCGAGGCCCAGGUGGAAUGGCAUUCCAGGGACCCCCUGGGGCGUCUCGUCAAACAGACUUCCCUCUCAGAAUUCUUGUCCAGAGUGAUAUGGUUGGUGCGAUUAUUGGUCGUCAAGGUACCACAAUCAGACAGAUUACUCAGCAGACAAGAGCGAGAGUUGAUGUUCACCGCAAGGACAAUGUUGGUUCACUUGAAAAGGCUAUCACAAUUUAUGGUAACCCUGAAAAUUGUACCAAUGCUUGCAAAAAGAUCCUUGAAGUUAUGCAACAGGAAGCAACAAAUACCAACAAGGGAGAAAUCACCUUGAAGGUUCUAGCACAUAACAAUCUUAUAGGCCGAAUUAUUGGUAAAGGAGGCAACACAAUCAAACGCAUAAUGCAAGAAACCGACACAAAAAUUACUGUAUCCAGUAUUAAUGAUGUAAGCAGUUUUAACAUGGAACGGAUAAUCACAGUGAAGGGAUCUAUUGAGAACAUGUCCCGUGCCGAAUCAAUGGUCAGUUCCAAGCUGAGACAGAGCUACGAAAACGACCUUCAGGCUAUGGCUCCUCAGAGUAUGAUGUUCCCUGGUCUUCAUCCCAUGGCUAUGAUGUCAACCUCCAAUAUGAACUACUCAUCACGGGGUAGCGGUGGAUUCCCUGGCACACCUUACGGAUCUGGCCCUGCUAGCUACCAGGGAAUGUACCCUCCCGGUGGUGCUAUUCCUCCGACGGGCGGUCCCCCUGGUAUUCCUGGUGGACCCAAUGAUGCUCAGGAGACUACCUUCUUAUACAUCCCUAACAAUGCAGUAGGAGCAAUCAUUGGCACCAAAGGUACCCACAUCAGAAAUAUUAUUCGAUUCUCUGGAGCGUCAGUCAAGAUUGCCCCAAUUGAAAAUGACAAACAGCCCCCACCUCCACCACCACCAACACAACAGAACCCAGGCGAGCCACAGCCUCCUGUUGCUGAACGUAAAGUCACAAUUAUUGGCACACCAGAGUCCCAGUGGAAGGCACAGUACCUUAUCUUUGAAAAGAUGAGAGAAGAGGGCUAUGUAGCUGGAACUGAAGAUGUGCGCCUCACAGUUGAGAUCCUGGUCCCAUCUGGCCAGGUUGGUCGCAUCAUUGGCAAGGGUGGCCAGAACGUUCGGGAGCUCCAGCGUGUCACUGGCUCCAUUAUCAAACUGCCAGAACAAGGAUCUCUUCCUCAAGAGGAAAUUGAAACCACAGUCCACAUUAUUGGACCAUUCUUCUCAGUGCAGUCGGCGCAGCGCCGCAUUCGUGCCAUGGUGCAGACCGUUGCCCCUCCCGCACCCACCGGUGGCCGGCCACCCCGAGGAGGCGGCGGCGGCGGCAGCCACAGAGGAAAUAACGACCAGCAGUAGCCCCGUGCCGCGCUGUGCCGCGCCGCGAGCCCCGCGCCCCUGCGCCCCCGUGCCCCCGGCCCACCGCGCCGGGCGGGGCCAGCGGGGCCUCCCCGCGGCGCGCCACGUCGGACGCCGCUCUCUGACAGAAGCUAAACCUACUAAGUGACAACGUAUUACCUCAGCAAGCCACCACCAUACCAAAGAUGUGAUACUGUGUCCUGUGUGGCCGGGUGGGAAGAGCCACCGGCUUGACUUGCGACGAUUUAAGUUUCUCUUUGUUGGUUUGUAAUUUUUUUUAUUUAUAAUUUUCUUUAAUGAAUUUGAAGACACUUAAAAGGGAGUGAACGUCGCGGAUGGAGCCGCUAGUGGUUGGUGAAUCUAGUAUCUGUGGAGAGAUGCGGAAAGGACGGCUGAUUUGAGGGCGUAGUGGACAAAUAAAAGAAGCUGUGGCCCAAAGAGUCUCAAGCUCGAGAAUAAUGUGCCAAAAUGGGGUUAGAGUAAUUAGGAGAAAGGAGCUGUAUACAGGGUUGGUUGCUGAAGGAGCAACAGACAGCUGGUGAUUGUUCCUGAUGGGGGCAUCUUGUACCUUGAUCGGAGAGUGGUUGCAUCAUUUGAUAUGGCAGAAUUUCAUAAGAUGAUUGGAACUGAAAAAUCGGGCACAGGGUGCGUGCCGUCAGCCUGAGUAGUUUAGUUAGUGAUAAGCUGGUGCACGCUACAUCCUUCUGGAAUUCUGCCUUUGAAAUGAAGUGUCUAAUCCCAGUCUCCCUUCAAGCCUGGCAUGGCUUGGCCUUGUAUUUGUCGACUAUGCCUAGUUAAUAUAUUUUGACUUUGGCUUUGUAAAUGCAGUAAGGUAAUCAUACUGUGUCAUGGUUACCCUCUGCUGUUGAGUGAAACUUGUAGAAGGAGUAAGUACCACCGAACGUUCAAAUGUUCAGUCAUAAAGUGCGUUCUAAGAGAUUUUAAAAUAAAGUGUAUAAUGUGUCUCAGGGUACAAUGAGGCUGAAGGAGGUGAUUGAGUCGUUUAGUUAGUACAAAAACUUAAGAUAUUUUAAAAAUAUUGACAAUUUUUUUAGAGAAAUCGAAAAGGGAUUGCUUUGUUUCUAAUAAUGUAGCAUUCUCUUUUCUGUAUGUAAAGUUAUACGGAAAGAAGUUUAUUUUUGAUACUUUGUUGGAGAAAAUUUUUUUUUUGUUAGAUUUUUUUUUAAUAUAUUACAAAAAAGGUUACAUAAAAUUUUAAUGGCACAUAGCGUUUUUGGCUAUGUGGAAAAAUGGAGAAAUGACUUAACUCACACAUAGGAUCAAAACAGGUAAAGCCGAGCUAGUUGGAGUUUUUGGUCAUUGGCCAUUCAAGGAAAACCAUAUCAGUAGUUCAAAGCCAGCCGGCCCAAACCAAACGCUAUAGCCUUUGAAUUGGAUCACAUUUCUUUCAGUUCUUAGAAUUUUCUUUUUGUGUUUUACUUAACUUGAGAACUGCUGAAUCAUUUCAUUGUUUCCUAAAGCAAUUCCAGAGAUUGCUUUCCAAAACAAUAAUUUGAAGCAUUUCAGACAAAUUUGAGAGGUGGUGAGUCUCUUGUUUGUUUUCAAAUGUUCAAACCCUCCAAAGCAAAAGAUGCUAAGUUUUUUGAAAGCUCACAUGCAACGCACGCUGAGAGAAAAGUGCAUGAAGUCUUACUGUCGCAAAUCAGAUUUAGACUGAUGAUGCAAACCUAGGUGGAUACUAAACCAUACUACAGAUAUUUACCUGGAUACAUGUAUAUUAAUUAUUGUGUCUCACAAGGAAAAUGUCCAUGAUAGAAUCACUCUCAUUUGAAACCAGCCCGCGGCAAACUUGUAAAUUGCCUGCGAUAAUUACCGACCAAUGACUUAUCCCACUCAGUAUCACCCUCACUGCUCCUCUAAACGGGUGUGGCGUUUCCUGAAACAGAAGCCUGGUUGAUUCUAGUUCCAAUGUUUAUGAAUGUUGUUUUCAGAUGAUAUCGUUUAUUCAUGAAUGAGAGCAUAUUUUGUUGUUAUUGCUGUGUACACUAAAGCAUAAUUAGAUGAAAUAUUGUAUUUUUUAUGCAUAAGUGUGCGAGUGAGUGUGAUGUGUGUAUUUCUCAGGACAACUGUUGAUUAUGCCGUUAAGUUAUUCCUGGGGAGUAAGUGGUCCCAUGGUACUCUUCUCCCUUCCGUUAUCUUCUGUUUGUAUUCAGGAAACGCUAAAGUUUUGCCGAAAUGAAAUUAAUGAAUUACAAUGUUAUAGUAUUAUUGAGCUUGAGGAAUAUCUGAGUGGGAUGCAAUGAUGCGCUCGAGCGCACUUUUACCCCCUCUAUAAAUACAACAGCUUCUGUCUUAGAAUAUGCUAAGAAAUCUUUAGGCCGACCUCGGCCGGCCGGAGCAAAGUUAAGGGUGCAGGGCAUAAUUUCAUUAUGUCUUCAACACACUACCUCAUAAUAAAAUAAUUCUUCUUUUAUCUGAAGGAAACAUGCAAAUCUGAAAAAAAUACAAAAAUACAAAAAAAUAUGUAAUAGUUUAUAUAUUAUCAAGGACAGCAGAGCAUAGUACAUUGUAACACAUGACCCAUAAAAUGAAACGGCUCGGAAAGUGUUAAUCCAUAGCAGGAACGGUUUUACUAUUGUGGAUUGGAUAAUACCUACCUACAUUGAAUUGCAGUGCAUUUUUUUGUUGUUUCAUGUAGAUUUGUGUCAAUGUGGAGCUUGCAAGAAAGCCUAUAAUCACUCCUUAUCUUUGAUGUUGUAGAUUUUUGAUGCCCACUGCAUGUGUGUACCUUAGAAAUGUUUGACAUUAUUUCUGAAAUUUCUAACUGUAGAGGUUCAUUCAGAGGUUCUGUAGUGCAGAGUACCUCUCUGCUGCCCAUUUUUCUGCCUUUCCUUCAUUUUUAUCAUCAGAUUGUAUUUUUGAGUUGCUAUGCAAAUCCUACAGGAUGGUUGGUAUCAUAACAGACUCAUCCCAAAUGAUGGAUAAUUGUUAAACUGAUCAACUUUUUUAAUCGUCUAGAAUGAACUUAUUGGCUUGCAUUAAAAAGCAUUUGCAUUUCUGAUUCUAUUGAUCUUUCCUGUUAUGAUGCUAAUCAUUCGAUUUUACCAAGGUAGUAAUUAAUAUUGUAUUUCAAGCAAAACAUAUAGUAUAAAUAGAUGUUGCCCAUUGUUGGUUCUCAACUGUAAAAAAUACUUUGCCUAGUGAUUUUUUCUGGGUUCUGUUAAGCAUAUAACUUUAACUACGUUAGAUUUUGGAGUUUUUAACUUAACUGCAUCAGCAACAAAACUACUUCAGAAGUGAUGAGUUAGUUAACCCAUGUUAGAGCAGUAAGUACAGCCCUCAGUGUUCUCAACAUGUCAGGCUGGAUAAAUGGUAAUUUUCUUUUUGUUUUGAAAAGACUGCUGAAAUAGGGCUUCUUUUAUAUUUUCUUUCUUGGAUGUGCACAAAUUUGUGAAACUUUAAAAUGUAAGUAAAUUAGAAACAUUUGGUGUGCAGGGCCUGCAGGAGAAUUUUAAAAUCAGUGUUUGAUUUCUGAUUGUAAAUCAAUUUGUAUCAUUCCUGUUUUUUGCUUUAAUCAUGUAGAAUAUUUGGAUUGGCAAAGCUUAAUGAAAUGACUUUGCUUUCAUUAUACAUAUAUAAAAGGAGCAUAUAAUCAAUUGCUUAGAUUUGGUGUAUAGUCUUAACUUGGAACGCUUUCCGAUAGUAUGCGCCAUUUUUCUCCUGCAGAGCCGCUAAAAUUUGAUUUGCUAUCAAGAUAUAUCUUCCUCUUUUUUUUGUGUAUGUCCUCUCUCUCAGGUAGUUAAAUGAUACCUCAUAUUACACAGCAUUCGAGCAGUUGGCACGGCUCCACAACACAGUGCGCCUAGGCUAAGCGAGGCUGGCCAGACAGUUCAAUCAUAACAGUUCAUUUAACUUGUAUAAUAUGAUGGUCCAUCAAACAGCAUGCGUUCUCCUUUUUCUACCAUGAGAAAUAAAUUAUUCUAGUUAAUGAA
Messenger RNA from Frankliniella occidentalis (western flower thrips), 6026 nucleotides. RefSeq names its product insulin-like growth factor 2 mRNA-binding protein 1 (gene Imp). Gene Ontology annotation, biological process: regulation of gene expression; nervous system development. The coding region runs from base 175 to 2073 and encodes 632 amino acids. Lineage: Eukaryota; Metazoa; Arthropoda; Insecta; Thysanoptera; Thripidae. The transcript is spliced from 10 exons. Gene Ontology annotation, molecular function: mRNA 3'-UTR binding. The record is from RefSeq and is a predicted model, not a curated record. Gene Ontology annotation, cellular component: cytoplasm; cytosol; nucleus.